AUUAUUUAUUUAUUCAAACCUACAUACAUAUAUGUAGGUUAUAACUCAAAUAAGUAUAAAGUGCAUGGAUGCUUCAAGAAAUACACAGUCAAAAUUUUACAGGAGACAUUUUGUGAGAUGGCUGGCUGGAUAGUUAGUUCAUGGUGGUUGAUCUGGAGGAGCCGAGCGGAGCUGAAUCUGAAUCCGAAUGGAGAGAGGAGCAGCAGCACCGCGGCUGGGUGAUGGUGGUAGUGGUGGUGGUAAUGAUGGUGGGGGAGAGGAAAAGAAAGGAGGAAGAUUUGAUGAACAUGCGGAUGGAGGGAGAGGCAAAGCGAGGGAGAGAGAGAGAGAAAAUGGAGGGAGCGAGAGAGCUGUGCGCUCACUGGAAGAAGAGAGGGAGAGAGGGCGAGAGAUGGAGGCGGGGGGGAAAAAAAGUCUGGCGGCUCUGCGGGGACUGGAGCGCCCCAUGCCCUGGACCGGCGGCGCACUGCUGGCCAACAUUCAACCCUCCCCUUGUUCCACAACCACUUCCACACACACAGCACAGCGCCUGCCACAGGUAGGGCUCGCCCCGCCGCCUCCUCCUCGUCGUCUUCGCUUAAACCGACCGUCUGAGAGCAAAACAGCAGCAAGACUAGCUCCGGUGAGCCAUUGAAAAGACCCUGCUUCCCUUCUGCCGCCGCCAUACGGCUAGUUACGAACACCCCGCCGCACUGCACUGCACUCAACCCAGCUACCCCAGUAUCUCCCUCGACAUCGGUUGAAAAUCGAGCUUACGGACGAGUUUAACGAGAAGAUUGUAGAGAAUGAAUGGAGGCAUGGAUUCUGCUAGUAAAGAACAAGUCUGGGCUCAGGAUGAUUUGCUGAAGCUCCUGGAUGCCAUGAAAGUGAAUCUUCCAGAGAAGGACUUGGUCAAGUAUAAGACAUCUGAAGCCCACCUGAACUGGGAGAAGGUGGCAUUUAACACAUUCUCAGCCGAGAUGUGCAAAAAGAAAUGGAUUGAGGUCUCGAAAGAGAUCCGCAAAUUCCGCACACUGACAGAGCUAAUUGUGGAUGCUAAAGAUUAUAUCAAAAAUCCCUACAAAGGAAAAAAGCUGAAGAAACACCCAGAUUUUCCCAAGAAGCCACUGACACCUUACUUCCGCUUCUUCAUGGAAAAGAGGGCGAAGUAUGCCAAGCUUCACCCAGAAAUGAGCAAUCUGGACCUAACAAAAAUUCUCUCAAUGAAAUACAAGGAGUUGCCAGAGCGUAAAAAGGAGAAAUAUGUAAAUGAUUUUCUGAAAGAAAAGGAAGCCUUUGUUCUUAACAUGUCAAAGUUCAAAGAGCUGCAUCCAGACCUGCUAGAGACUACGGGUAAGAAGAACUCCAAUGUUCCAGAAAAGCCCAAAACCCCUCAGCAGCUGUGGUACAACCAUGAAAAGAAGGCUUUCCUUAAAUGCCACGCAGAGGCCACCACCAAAGACAUCAAGGACAGUCUGGGGAAGAAGUGGACACAGCUGUCAGACAAAAAGCGACUGAAGUGGAUUAACAAGUCCCUGGAACAUCUUAAAGAGUAUGAGGAGAAGAUGCGUGAAUUCAUUCAGCAGCACCCAGAGCUGAACAUGACUGCAGACGAUAUUGUCAAGACCAGUCUAACCAAAGCAGAAAGACAGCUUAAAGACAAGUUCGAUGGCCGGCCAGACAAACCACCAUCAAACGGUUAUUCGAUGUUCUGUGCCGAGCUGAUGUCAAAUAUGAAGGACGUUCCCAGUACAGAGCGCAUGGUCAUGUGCAGCCAACGCUGGAAAUUGCUCAAACAAAAUGAAAAGGACGCCUACCAGAAGCGCUGCGAGCAGAAAAAGAAAGAAUUUGAAGUUGAGAUGACCCGAUUCCUUUGUAGCAUUUCAGAAGAGGAGCAGCAGAGAAUCUUGGCAGAGCAGAAGAUGGUGGGCUUUAAAAAAGGUGGCAGCCCAGCCUCCAAAAAGAAAAGCUCAAAAGCAAAGGCCACUCCAGAGAAGCCUAAGCGGCCAAUCUCUGCCAUGUUCAUCUUUGCUGAAGAAAAGAGGCCCAAGCUUCAGCAGGAGAGGCCUGACCUGUCUGAGAGUGAGCUUACAAGACUCCUAGCCCGCAUAUGGAAUGACCUCUCGGACAAGAAGAAGGAAAAAUACAAGAACCUGGAGGCAGUGCUGAAGGCUGAGUCUGAGAAAAGGGGAAAGGAAGAGAAAGGCAAGCUGCCGGAUCCACCCAAGAAUGCACAGGACAUUUGGCAACACAGUGUCAUCGGCGAUUAUAUGGCUCGAUUUAAGAAUGACCGACCAAAGGCGGAGAAAGCCAUGGAGGCCACUUGGAACACAAUGGAGAAGAAGGAGAAAAUCAUGUGGAUCAAAAAGGCUGCAGAAGACCAGAAGAGAUAUGAGAGAGAGCUGAGUGACAUGCGCUCUCCUCCUGCAGUGGUUGCCUCAGGGAAAAAGAUGAAGUUUGAUGGAGAGCCCAAAAAGCCACCAUCAAAUGGCUAUCAGAAGUUCUCUCAGGAAAUGUUGUCCAAUGGGGAGCUGAAUCAUCUUCCCAUGAAGGAACGGAUGGCAGAGAUCGGGGGCCGCUGGCAGAGGCUCGCUCAGAAGGAGAAAGACCGUUAUAAGAAGAUUGCAGAGGAGAAACAGAAGCAGUACAAAGUUCAGCUUGAACAGUGGCUUGCUAGUUUAUCAUCUCAAGAGAGAGCUACUUAUAGGGAAUACAAUUCUUUAAAACGGAAGGGUGCAGCUAAACCAGGUGGCAGCAGCGCUAAACAGAAACCCAAGUCCAAGACCUCUGAUGAUGACGAUGAUGAUGACGACGACGAGGAUGACGAUGAUGAUGAUGAGGAUGAGAAGGAUUCUGAAUCAUCCAGUGCAGAGGACAGUGAUGAAGGGGAUGAUGACGAUGAGGAUGAGGACGAAGAUGAUAACGAUGACGAGGAUGAGGAAGAUGAUGAAGAGGCAGAGGAUAAAGAAAACAAAUCGGAGAGCAGCAGCAGUGGGUCUAGCUCAGAUGGUUCAUCAGAUUCGGACUCAGACUGAGAGGGUGACUGAGCAGAGCGUGAGCCCGCAGACUGCCAGAGAGCCUGUGAACUGAGCCAUUAGUCAGAGCCAUGGGCCUGCACUGCACUCCCUCCAGCCACCAGAAGGAGCUCCCUCCACUGUCACCACCACCACCACCACAACCACCACGUCCACAACCUCUUUCAGCUACCAUGUCUUUCAAUCUUCUUUCGCUGUUCUUUCUUUUCUUUCUUUAUUUACUGUAUCAAUGAGCUUGUUUAAGUUUAAGAAGGAAACAGAAUGAAUGAGGGGAAAGUAUUUUUUUUUAUGCAGGUGCUUUAAAAAAAAGAUGCUGGUGGUUCCAUAAAGCAGUCCCUAAUCAUCACAUUUAGUGUCUGAAGCCAUUAAUGUAGAAUGAUGUAGAAUAGGGAUUAUAUCCGUUCUGUUUCCAGUCUUUUUGUAGGGGAGUAACAGACCCACAAGCCAAAGAAUCUGGAUUUCUUUCGGGAGGUAAAGGGGACCAAAUACUUGCACUCUUAAAAAAAAUGUCUGCCCUGUUUUUCCCCAUCUCCUUCUAGCCAUCCUAGUCACAAUCAUCCUGCCUUUACAAACCUUUGUAUAUUUUCUUCCUCCUGCUUUCUCAUUUCCGACGGUGGUGCACUUCUGCUUCUAUAGGUCUUGGGUUCAUAAUGUGGUAUCUUCAGGAACAAUGGUGCGAUUUUUGAAUUUGAAUGUCUGUCCCAUUUGGUUUGUGUUAAUCUACACAAGCCUAACUUGUUCAUGACAUGUACAUAAGCCACCAACAGCUAUGUUUGGUGGGAUGUUUUGUUUGUGGAAGACCUGGAUUCUUCAGUUUGAGGAGAUGGAGUUUUAAUAUUUUUCAAAAAGAAAAAUUUAAGAAAACUUACUUGGAGUUUUUUGUAAUUAAAACCAUAAAGCUUAAUGAAAGAGAUUAUGUCCUAAAAUGUUUCCUUUGGCCCAGAUAUGUCCAGCUUUGAGAGGAGUUCCUACCGACAACCCUGCUGCUAACUUCUCGUUAGUUAUAUUUAGAACUGAUGUUGGUGUCCAUCCGAGCUGUUUUUAUUUUUCCAGUUUUUUAUUUGAAGCUGCUUAGCAGGACUUUUCUUUUUUUAAAGAAAAAAAAAACAAUGUUUGGUUUGUUUUACAUGUCUGCUAAAAGUUUAGACUGGUUUAUCUUAAAUGUUUGGUUUGUUUUAAUCGUCUGUUAAGAGUUUUUUGACUGGUUUCUUUUAAAUAUUCAAUUGUAAUAUGAAUAUGGCCCACAACGCUGUGCACUUAUCUCAGACAGCCUCACCAGCCAUCUGCCCCCUCCAUGUUUCUUUUCUCCCUCUUUUUCUCAUUCCUCAUCCCUCGCUCUUCAUGUGUGCUUCCCCCAUCUCCCCCCUUUUCACAUCGUUCAACCACUGAUAUGACCGUUGCUGUUCUACUGAGCACCAGCUCAAGGAAUGUAAAGGAAUGUUGUAUUUAAUACAGGAGAAAAUCCUUUGUUGUGUGUGCGUGUAUAUAUAUAAUAAGUUUUGGGUUGCUGUUUUUUUUCCCUCCCCUUUUCCGAGGCUGUCGUUUUUGUUUUUUCUGUUUUAUUUCCCCUAGACAUUGUAUAAAGAUUUUGCUGGAGUUUAAGCUAUGUGCUUUUCCACCUCUUGAAUCACUGGUGGUGUCUGUUACUUGCUAUGUUAUUUACCCCCAACACCCAAAGGACACAGAUCUUUUAUCAGUGCCCUUGAAAAUGAGGAAGAGGGUAAGGUCUGUCUCAUGUAUAAAGCUGAAUGGAUUUGGCAGAUCUGGAAGAGCAUAAUGGUUAUAGUGGUUAUUAAUGAUUAUAAUGAUAUGAUGGUGGUGAGGAACAAGGGAAUGGGACAUACACAGUCCAUUUGUAGAUUUGAUGAUAGGAAUAGAAACAAUGAGAUCAGAGGGGAUGGAUUUGGUUCACUGCUGUUGUAAGGUAUUUGUAAAUACAUCGUUUUUCCUAUUCUUCUAUUGUUAUUAUACUUAAUUUUUUUUUUUUUUUUUUGUAUUGAGUGAACAUUGUAUUUUCAUUUGGCCAAGCUGUCCCCUACGUGGUUCUUGUAGUGGCCAGUGGUCUGAAUUUGUCAAUUGCUCUGAGGGAAAGAUUUUAAUUUGGUAUGUUUUAGUUUUUAUACCCCUCAGCUGUUUGUUUAUUUGUAGAAAUGGCAAAAAAUAAUAAUUUGUACUGCUGAUAAUUUGGAACAUUUGGAUGUUUUCUAUAGUCGGAGGUGUUAUUCCUGGAAUUUACCAUUUGAUCAAAUAAACCUGUCUUUAGCAA
Astyanax mexicanus (Mexican tetra) is the source of this 5280-nucleotide messenger RNA. RefSeq names its product upstream binding transcription factor (gene ubtf). NCBI's taxonomy places the organism in Eukaryota, Metazoa, Chordata, Actinopteri, Characiformes, Acestrorhamphidae. The record is from RefSeq and is a predicted model, not a curated record. The transcript is spliced from 22 exons. The coding region runs from base 786 to 3014 and encodes 742 amino acids.